Messenger RNA from Camponotus floridanus (Florida carpenter ant), 4189 nucleotides. It is a transcript of the gene AGO2, whose product is annotated as protein argonaute-2. Gene Ontology annotation, molecular function: RNA binding; protein binding. The transcript has 16 exons. The coding region runs from base 307 to 4008 and encodes 1233 amino acids. The record is from RefSeq and is a predicted model, not a curated record. Lineage: Eukaryota; Metazoa; Arthropoda; Insecta; Hymenoptera; Formicidae.
UUUGCUGCGGGCGCGGCCACCAGAUUCUCCUAAGAAAUUUAGGGGAAUUUUAUAAAAUAAUUUCGUAAGAUCAGAGGAAUUUCGUUUACACUGUAGUCCUCUGCAUACGUGGCAGGAGAAUUUGCGGUCGGAAAGUUCCGGAGCCAUUCGAGGUUGAGAUUUUAUGCGAGACAGUCUGCGAUUGUCAACGAACUAUAAGCUUCACAAUUGCGGCGCAAUUGCUAAACUGUUAUCAGAUCAGUAUCACCGGCAAGUAAUUUGAGGAAAAUCUGAUUUUUCAAGACGCUCACUUGAACUAAAAACAAGAUGGGUAAAGGAAAAGGAAAAAAGAAGAAGCAAAGCACUCAGAAAGAAGAAGCUGCAUCAACUACAAGAGAUACUUCCAGUGAGCAGUUACAAGAGGGAUCAGCCUCAAAAGAAGAAACUGCAUCAACUUCAAAAGCUGCUUCCAGUGAGCAAUUACAAGUGAGAUUACCCUCACAGAAGAAAGAACAAGUAGCUCAGCGUUUGCCACAAAAACAGCAAGUACCACCAGGUCCACCUCAACAAUCUCAAUUUCAACCUGAGCUACAAGGAGCAUGGGGCAAACCACAACAAGCUCCACCAGCUCAACAACAACAAGGAGCACAAGGCCAACCACGACAAGCUCCACCAUCUCAAUCACGACAAGCUCCACCAGCUCAACAACAAGAAGCAUGGGGCCAACCACAACAAGCUCCACAAUUUCAACCACGACAAGCUCCACCAUUUCAACCACAACAAGCUCCACCAUUUCAACCACGACAAGCUCCACCAGCUCAACAACAAGGAGCAUGGGGCCAACCACGACAAGCUCCACCAGCUCAACAACAAGGAGCAUGGGGCCAACCACGACAAGCUCCACCAGCUCAACAACAAGGAACAUGGGGCCAACCACGACAAGCUCCACCACCUCAACAACAAGGAGCAUGGGGCCAACCACGACAAGCUCCACCAUCUCAACCACGACAAGCUCCAUCAGCUCAACAACAAGGAGCAUGGGGCCAACCACGACAAGCUCCAUCAGCUCAACAACAAGGAGCAUGGGGUCAACCACAACAAGCUCCACCAGCUCAACAACAAGGAGCAUGGGGCCAACCACAACAAGUUCCACCAGCUCAACAACAAGGAGCAUGGGGCCAACCACAACAAGCUCCACCACCCCAACAACAACAAGGAGCAUGGGGCCAACCACGACAAGCUCAACAGCAACAACAAAGGGCAUGGGGUGAACCGCAACAAUCACGAGCCCCACCCCAACAACAACAGUCAGAAGCACGACAACAAGUUCCAAUUAUUACUGGUGCUGGUGAUGCUAAAUUAAUAACUGACAAAAGUAAGAUGCAUAGUGAUGUUGACAAACAACAACAAGCAACAACAAGUGUAGAAUCAGAGUUUUCUCAAAUUUCACUGAGAGAUCCAUUACAGUCAACAAAAACUUCUCAAAAAGCAAAAAUGACAUCUUCUGCAAUGAAACAAUACCAACUAGCUAUACCAAAAAGGAAAAAUAUUAUGAAAGCUGGAACAAAAGGAAUACCGAUUCGUGUUUAUACAAAUUUGUUUGAAAUUAUAUUUGGAAAAGACUUUGUAACAAAUGCUGUUCAUUAUGAUGUAACCAUUUCACCCAUUGCUUCAAAAGCUAUAUAUAGAAAAGUUUUUGAAAAAUGUAGGGUGAGUAAAUUUCACAGUAGAUAUCCAGCAUUUGAUGGAAAAAAAAAUGCAUACAGCGCAAAUGAUCUUCCUUUUGGUGAUUUCAUGAAGGCUGAAAUGGAAAUUUAUAUUGAUGAAGAAAGUCAAAGAAGGAAGACAUAUACAAUUAGUUUAAAAAAAGUGGCUAAUAUCGAUCUUAGCUGGAUAAAACACUUGCGACCUGGUCUUGAUGAAGCUGACAGAGAUCAAACUGGUAUACAAGCUUUGGAUAUCAUCAUGCGUCAUGCACCCGAAUCACGUUCUUUAAGCGUUGGAAAAUCAUUAUUUUGGGAAAUAAACGAUAAGGAACCAUUAAGUGGUGGUUUAAGUCUAUCGCGCGGCGGAUUUAUGUCUGCUGUGCUUGGCUGGCAACCUUAUAUAAAUAUAGAUGUUUCUCAUAAAGGAUUUCCCAAAUCUCAAAACGUGGUCGAUUUAAUGGCAGAGUUUACGGCAGUAAGAGGUCGGAUCCCGACGAUUCCAGAUCCAGAAGAAGUGAACAAGAGAUGGAAUCGGGAGAAAAUUGAGAAAUUUUUGAAGGGUUUAAAAGUAACUUAUGAAAUACCUAAUGGUCGUAGUGGUACUAAUCACAGUACAAAACGAACAUAUCGCUUGAAUGGAUUAGGCCCAAAAGCUAGCAUGCACAAGUUCAAUAGUGCUAAGGAAGAUGAGCCAGAAAACAUACAAACAAUAGUGGAAUAUUUUGCUGAGCGCAAACACUAUAAUUUGCGUCAUCCAGAUCUGCCUUGUCUUUGGGCCGGCGCGAUGGAUAGGAGAGAAAAAAUUUAUUUACCCGCUGAAUUAUGUACCAUUGUGGCUGGCCAGUCUGUUAACAGAAAGUUGGACGAGAUGCAAACUAGCAAAAUGAUUAAAUAUGCGGCGACGGAUGCACCUACUCGUAAGAGGAGAAUAGAAGCUGCGUUUACAAAGAUUGAUGUGAAUACUAGUUCCACUAUGAAUCAAGAAUUUCAUCUAUCUAUAAGUACAAACAUGAAAGAAGUAGAUGCUAGAAUUUUACCUGCUCCGGUGUUACAAUAUAAAGCAACAACGGCAAGAGUGAGUAAGGGAAUAUGGCAGAUGCAAGCAUUUCAGACAGCUUGUAAUUUAGAAGAAAAAUCGUGGACUAUUCUCGAUUUGACUGACUUUAGAGGAUUGGAUACACUUAUACGUGAUUUUAUAAACUCAUUGCAACAAUGUGCAACGGAAGUUGGUAUGACUAUUGGAAAUCCUCAGGUUCCAUGGAAAAGUUUGAGACCACAAGCUCACGCAGAGAUCACAGAGUACUUUAGAUCAAAAAAGGGUUCAAAAUUGAUAAUAGUGAUUAUACCAGAUCGUACAGAUACAACAUAUGGCAAAGUCAAACAGAUUACCGAGUUAUCAUUAGGUAUUCUAACACAAUGUAUAAAGCUUCGGACUAUACAACAAAGAAGUUAUUCCGCGGUAAAAAAUAUUCUUCUUAAGAUAAAUUCGAAAUUAAAUGGUAUUAAUCAUACACUGACUACACAAUCUAUACCAGAAUGUUUAAAGAAGAAAGAUUGUAUGCUUGUUGGUGCUGAUGUGACACACCCAUCUCCUGAUGCCAUCAACAUACCCUCUAUAGCAGCAGUUGCUGCAAGCAGUAAUGAUUCCGCUUUUCAAUAUAAUAUUGCACUUAGACUGCAACAACCUAAAGAAGAAAUGAUCUUAGAUCUUGAAGAAAUAAUAAUAUCGCAAUUGAAUAUCUAUCGACAGAAAAUGUCAUAUUUACCUAAAAAAAUCAUCUACUACCGAGAUGGAGUCAGUGAAGGACAACUUGCUCAAGUUAUGCAUUUUGAAAUAAACGCUAUUAAACGUGCAUGCACAAGAAGUAAGGCCGGUAAUAUUCAAAUUACUUGCCUAGUUGUUCAAAAGAGACAUCAUGUGCGUCUCUUUCCAACAUCUGACAGGGAAACAGACGACAGAAACAAAAAUGUGAGAGCGGGCACGAUUGUCGAUACUGAAAUUACUCAUCCAAAUCACAUUGAUUUUUAUCUUGUCUCACAUGCGAGUAUUCAGGGUACAGCGAGGCCUACUAAAUAUAGAUGCAUAUGUAACGAAUCUGAUUAUACUGAAGAUAAUAUUGAAGAAUUGACAUAUUAUCUUUGCCAUAUGUAUGCGCGUUGUACAAGAGCGGUAAGCUACCCAGCACCAACUUAUUAUGCUCAUUUAGGAGCUUACCGUGGAAGAGCCUUGAUACAAGGAGUUAAUAUUAGAUUGGAUAAUUUAGAUGCGGAACAAAACAAAUUGUGCAUGAGAAUGGAUAAUUCACCAAUGUGUUUUGUUUAAAAAGAAACAUCUGUUGCUUCUCUCGAAGAUUUUCAAGGAUGGCUUUGUAUUCGCCAGACUUCUUAUCUCUAAUUACAAUUUUACUUUUAUCUCUUAUUUUUAUUUGUUAUGAUUAAAUUUCUUACUUUAUUUGUUAAUUGAGAUAUUAACACUCUGAUGAAAAUAUAUCGAUAUACCUAUA